GCCAAAAAGGGGACCAACCAGGUGAAAAUUCUGGAGAAGAGGCUCAAUCCAUUUUCGUACACACGCACGAGAUUUCUCUCUCAGAAAUUCAGAGGGAAGUCGAAGCCAGGGGUAAAAGCAAGGACCUUUCGAUUCUUUUGGUCACUUAAACGAGACUUUACCUACGUGUACCCGUGGAUUUGGCAUCAGGGAAACAGAACAAUUCCUCGCAAGAAGUCACACUUCUGGACAAAAGCUAUUUCAUUGCAUACAAGCGUUUGCAACCAGUGUGUCCCAAUCUGACGACAGUCCAAGUCCAGCACAACAUUUUAUCUGGCUUCUUGAAUCAGUCUCUCGAUCAUCAUGUCAAAUACACUUGACCCUCUCGUCGCAAAGGUGCUUGACCACGCCGAUUCCGACGAUGAAGAUGCUCUCAUCGCCUCCCUCGAAGAAGACCCCGCCGUCGACGCCUUCCGCGAACAACGCCUCCAGCAACUGCACAGCGAAUUCACGCGCGCCAAAUCCCAAAAAACCCAAGGUUUCGGCUCCUUCACCGAAAUCAAAGAAGAAAAAGCGCUCAUGGACCUCACCGCCUCGGUCAAAUACGCCGUCGUCCAUUUUUCCAAAGAUGAUUUCGCCCGUUGUGGUGUCAUGGAUACUCAUCUUUCCACACUAGCACCCAAACAUACCGACACCCGAUUCCUCAAGAUCGAUGUCGAAAACGCCCCGUUCCUCGUCACAAAAUUAAACGUGAAAAUCCUACCUUGUGUUCUAGUAUUCAUAGACGGUCGAUCCGUCGAUCGAAUCGUCGGAUUCGAGGGCUUGGGAUACACGCCCGAUACCUUCACCACGAAGGAUUUGGAAGCAAGACUCUUAGCCUCAGGCGUUAUAAAACGUCAGACCACAGCCGGAACGCUGUAUCUCGAUAAGAAAGCCAAGAAGCAGGAAGAGGAAGAAGAUGAUGAUGACUGGGAUGAUUGAGCACGAGGACUAGCAGUGAAAAUGUCAUUUGAGCAAGUGAAAGCGAGUACAUAUUUCUCUCAAUCGAAGCUAGAUAUUAUGAAAGGAUGUUCCCUCCUCAUACUACAUCGCAUCUCCGAAGCCCCACGACGAUAGAUCUUCGUUGGAUCAUAAGAAUGAUCAUAUGAACCAGAGAAAAUCAUGAGGGAUCUGAAAGAAAAGCUCGGGGGAUAAUUUCGCUUGAUAUACAAUGUUCAUGCUGGGAGAAACAUUCGUCUGGCUUAUACCUAGAAAGUUUCAAUGCGAAUUUCAGGGAAUACCGGAUGCGAAUUUUAUUUCCCCCGCUCCUA
Botrytis cinerea B05.10 is the source of this 1289-nucleotide messenger RNA. RefSeq names its product Bcplp1 (gene Bcplp1). Gene Ontology annotation, cellular component: cytoplasm. The record is from RefSeq and is a predicted model, not a curated record. Lineage: Eukaryota; Fungi; Ascomycota; Leotiomycetes; Helotiales; Sclerotiniaceae. Bases 343 to 960 code for a protein of 205 amino acids. The transcript is spliced from 3 exons.